Molecule: messenger RNA, 2370 nt
Organism: Rhododendron vialii
Lineage: Eukaryota; Viridiplantae; Streptophyta; Magnoliopsida; Ericales; Ericaceae
Exons: 5
Coding region: 204-2042 (612 amino acids)
Molecular function (GO): zinc ion binding; nucleic acid binding
Source: RefSeq, a predicted model, not a curated record
UUGUGUUGAGUCAGAAGCGAAGCACCGGAAUAGCAAGGGGAGGCUUUUUGAAAGGACUGGUUCUGAUUCAAUUUCCAGAAGAAGAAAGCUCAAUGCUACUUUUACCAAACAAUACUACUCAUUAUGUUGCUUCUGCUCAAACCCAGUUCAUUCACUAGAAUCACUACACAUCUCUCUCUCUCUCUCUCUCUCUCUCUCUCUCUAUGCAGCUCAAGUUCGGAGCCGAGGACGAUGUGAACGCCCCCAACAUUCCGGCCUCUUCAGGCCACAAAAACUUCUACACUGACCAAGCAAUGCACGUUGCUCUGCUCGGUAAUCGACAAAACGCCCAUCGGAGUGACAUUGCGAGGUACCCACUUGAUUUAACGGAGUGUAUGAUUGGGAGGGAAAUAGAUAACAGGAGGAUAAGGGAAGAGAUUUUGAACCUAGAGGUGUUUCGCCAGCGAAAGCUCGAGGAGGAGGUGAUCAGGGAAACGUUGAUAGAAAGGGAGAUGAUUUCGAUGCCGCGGGUGGGGUCUUUGGUGGAUUCUCUGCUGCGGCGGGAUGUGCCGGGAGCUCCAUUGCUUAGUAGAGGAGAUGGGUUUAGGACUGGGAUAGGAUUUGGGACCGAAUUGGAGGGUGGGAUUGAAGGGAGGUUGUCGUUGGCGGGUCCGAUGGACGACGGGGGUUUCAGAGGUUUUCAUCUUCAGGGGCAACCGAGAUCGGUUACGGUAAGUCGUGGUGUUAUUAAACCCACCAUUGACUUAGGAGAGGAACAGGUAGUCUCAAUGGUCAAUGUUGGAGCCAAGGACGAUGGAAACUGCCUCAACAGUCUGGCCUCUUCAGGCAACAAAACCUUCUACACCGAUCAACCAAUGCACGUUGCUCUGCCGGGUAUUCGUCAAAACGCCCAUCGAAGUGACAUAAUGAGGUACCGGUCUGAUUUGACUGGGUUUCUGAUUGGGAGGGAAAUAAAAAACAGGACGACAAGGGAAGAGAUGGAGAAAUUAGAGGUUUUCCGCCAACGAAAGCUUGAGGAGGAGGUGAUUAGGGAAAUGAGGAUGAGAAGGGAGAUUUCUAUGCCGCAGGUGGGAUUAGGGUUGUCUUUGGUGGAUUCUCUGCUGCAGCCAGAUGUACCGGGAGUUCCAUUGCUUAGAAGAAAAGAUGGGUUGGGGACUGGUAAAGGAUUAGGGACUGGGAUAGGAUUUGGGACUGAAUUGGAGCAUGGGAUUGAUGGUAGGUUGUUGUUGGCGGGUUCAAUGGACAAUGGGGGUUUCGGAGAUUUUCCUCUACAGGGGCAGCCGAGAUCGGCAGUUCAUAAUGAUGUUGCACUUAAACCCAUCAUCAACUUAAGAAAGGAACAGGUAGUCCCAAUGGUUAACCCUUCCCACUCAAGUGUUGCUGGGACAAAGAGGAGAUUUGAAGAACCAAUACCUCAAGUUGUAGAGGAUGAUGCUCCUUUGGUUAAUUUGAGGAAGAAGGCACGGAAGGAGUUGAAAUGUCCUCUCUGUCAGGUGACUGUCUCGUGCGAGCAGACUAUGGAGACUCACUUAAACGGAAAGAAGCACAAGGCAAAGGAGAGGAUGUUACAGGGAGCCAGUAAAGAUUCGCAGGAUUGUGAGGAUGUGGAUGUUGGAGUGGUGGAACUCACAGAGAUAUUGGACAAAACAGAUGCCCGUGCUCAAGACGUGAAAGAAAGACCAAAGGAGUUCAAUGCUGAUUCCAAGUCAUUGGUUGAUGAAAGUAAAAAUUCACAGGAUUGUGGGGAUGAUGUGGAUUUUGGAGUGCUGGAACACACAGAGAUAUUGGAGGAAACAAGUGCCAGCACUCAUGACGUGAAAGAAAGACCAAAGGAGUCGAAUGCUGAUUCCCAAUUCUACUGCAGAAUGUGCAAUUUUGGGACUAUGAGCGAAGAACUCAUGGAAGACCACCGGAUGGGAGAGAAGCACUGGAAUUUGUUGCAGCAAAAUGGUGGUUGUGUCAUUACCAUAAAAACCAUGCCUGAUAACAUGCAGUAUGCCAGGGAAAUCAAGGAUACAGCAUCCAGAGUAAUAUUCGAGUGAUUCUUACCUUUUAACAUUUGAAGCACAGAAAUAUUCUAUCAAGGAGUAGGUUUUCUGAAUCAACUAGAGAUGUUCGAUACCAAAAAAGAAAAAAAUGGACUCUCAAAAGAAUGGGAUGUAGUUUUUGGACCUUUUAUAUAUAUUUAUAUUUGGAGGGUAGUAUUUUGUAAACUCUGCUCGGCCUCUUCUUUUUCCCACUUAACCCCAGUGUCUUACUUAAGUACUUAUAGCGACUUAGGCCGGAGGAAAUAUGUUGACUCACGGUCUCACUCUGUUUAUGUCCUGUAAAGUCUGCCUUUAUAUUUUUAUGAAGGAGAAUAUUUCGUAA